This is a messenger RNA of Macrosiphum euphorbiae (potato aphid), 474 nucleotides long. Lineage: Eukaryota; Metazoa; Arthropoda; Insecta; Hemiptera; Aphididae. The record is from the annotation of a GenBank genome assembly.
AUGAAAAAUUUCAGGUUGAAAGAAAAUAAAAACUAUCAUUUAAUUCAGAAAAACACGUCUUACCAAGAAAUGAAUGAUGAUUUUUCAGAAAAUGUGGAUAAAUUGUUGCAGACUGUAUCAAGGGAUGUUUCGGCCAUGCUUGACAAUUCCUCUACGUCAGAAAAUUUGAUGUGCCAGAUAAAUAAUAUUUAUAUGAUAAGCAAUUUCAAUGCUUCUGCUGUAAAAGUGGGUGAAUCGUCAUUUAGAAAAUAUCCCAAAAACAAUACAAAUAAGAAGUCACAGAUUAAAAAAAGCAAAGAAAGUGAAUGUAAUACUUCUGAAGUUAAAUCCACUAAAAUCGGAAUGCCAGAAUACUUCGAAAAAGCGGAAAAUAAGGGGAAAUCUACAUUUAUUUCAAACGUUCCUACGAUUCAAACUACUGAACAUAAUUAUUUAGAUAUUACUUAUCAUUAUCCUUCUAAAACCAAUGUAUAA